AUGGUGUUUCUAACUAGAACUUUGUUCGCUAUUAAAGAAUUAAAACGACCACGGAAUUUUCUUCGUAGUAAAUUUUUAGAUUCUGUUAGACUUCAUGUGAAAGGAGGUACGGGGGGGACAGGUCUCCCGAAAUAUGGUGGACUUGGAGGUCAAGGCGGUUGCGUGUAUUGUGUGGGUAAGGAGAAAGCAGAGCUCAAGGCAAUAAUGGGUAAGUUUCGUGGUAAAACCAUUGCAGCUGGACAUGGCGAAGACAGCCGCAAAACGAAAAUAGUCGGUAACCCAGGUUCUGAUGUGCAACUCGAAGUGCCUGUAGGAGUAACUGUGUACAGAGAGGAUGGAAAAGUGUUAGGGUCUAUAGACCAAGAAGGUCAAUCAGUAAUAAUAGCCAGAGGAGGACCAGGCGGCACACCUGAGACAGAUUUUCUUGGGCGAUUUGGACAAACGCACCAUAUACGACUGGAUUUGAAAUUGAUCGCAGAUAUUGGGCUUGUAGGCUUCCCAAAUGCUGGUAAAAGUUCAUUACUAAAAUCAAUAUCUAGAGCUAAACCUAAAGUUGCAAAUUAUCCAUUUACUACAAUAAAACCCAAUAAAGGAGUUAUUUCCUUCAGUGAUCAUAGACAAAUAUCUAUUGCUGAUCUACCAGGACUUAUAGAAGGUGCACACAUAAAUGUGGGACUAGGCCAUAGCUUUUUAAAACAUGUAGAGAGGACAAAGCUACUACUUUUUAUAGCUGAUGUACAAGGCUUCCAGCUCGGCCCUAAAUAUCCCAUGAGGUCAUGUUUAGAAACUGUGUUACUUCUGAACAAAGAGCUCGAGUUGUACAAUAAGGAUCUACUACAAAAACCUGCAAUCCUGGCUGUAAAUAAAAUGGACCUGCCGGGUGCUAAUGAUAUUUUUGAUAAUAUUAAAAAAGCCUAUAAAAACAUCCACACUGUUUUAGAUACAAUACCAGAAGAAAUAAGACCAGAAAAUGUUAUAGAAUUUGAGGAUAUCAUUGCAAUAUCCGCUUUGAAAAAGAAUGACACAAUAGAUGAACUAAAGAAUUUACUGAGGAAGAGAUUAGAUCAAUAUGCUGAUGAAAAUGAUCCUAAUAUUGUGCAUCCCAGUGAACUGUUUAGACAAAGCAGAGAUGGUAUAAGUGAAAAGGGACCCAAAGUUACCUAA
Molecule: messenger RNA, 1164 nt
Organism: Arctia plantaginis
Lineage: Eukaryota; Metazoa; Arthropoda; Insecta; Lepidoptera; Erebidae
Source: the annotation of a GenBank genome assembly